Messenger RNA from Astyanax mexicanus (Mexican tetra), 5919 nucleotides. RefSeq names its product oxidative stress induced growth inhibitor family member 2 (gene osgin2). The transcript has 6 exons. The record is from RefSeq and is a predicted model, not a curated record. Bases 91 to 2001 code for a protein of 636 amino acids. Lineage: Eukaryota; Metazoa; Chordata; Actinopteri; Characiformes; Acestrorhamphidae.
AGAGAAGUCCCUCCACGCGGUGGGCUAAACCGUUAGCACGCGCCGAGAGCAUCAUCCGGGGACCCUCCCACCGGUGACACGAGACUAUUUAUGCAGCCCGCAGCCUCCGCCGAGGAGACAGAGCGACCGGGACGCGCGCGGCACGCCGAACCUGAAGCCCCUUCAUACGGAGCUCUAGCUCUGGCUGUCACAAUGCCUCUCCUGGAUGAAAGCUCUCUGCCGAGAGACUGCCCUCCAACUGUGCCAGUGGUCAUCAUCGGUAAUGGACCCUCGGGCAUCUGCUUGUCGUAUCUCCUGAGCGGGUACACGCCUUAUUUAGAUCCGGCUGCUGUGCAUCCGAAUCCCAUUCUUUACCACAAACUUCAGGAGGCCAAGCAUCUGCCCAUCACUGAACAGAGUCUGGAAUACCUGUCUGAGGGUUUAGAGGGACGUUCUGAGAAUCCAGUGGCCGUACUCUUCGAUACGCUUCUCCACCCGAAUGCAGACUUGGGCUUCGAGUUCCCAUCCGUGUUGCAGUGGAGGCUGGAGAAGAAGCAUCACGUUCCUCACCUGGUUCUGGGGAAGGCCACACCAGGUGGAGCCUGGCAUGCAAUGGAAGGAUCCAUGCUGACCAUUAGCCUGGGCAUUUGGAUGGAGCUGCCAGGGGUCAACUACAGGGACAUUACCCCUGGCAAGAGGAGGAGCGUGACCAACGACCGGGCAACUCCGGAGGAAAUCUCUUCCUAUUAUAAGAAUUACGUGAAGCUCAUGGGCCUUCAAAAGAACUUUGCCGACAACACUUACGUCACUUCCGUUCAGAAACUCCACCGAGGUCUUGACGGCGACCUUGGGAAAGAGAACGGCACUGAAAACGACACGGAGAACGGACCGAGGAAUGAGACACGGGAGAACGAGUUUGACUACUGCGAGCAGAAUGGAACGGACAGCGGUCACAAUGGAAGGGAAAACGGCUUCAGCAACGGCUUCAAAAGUGGAACGGAGAACGGUCGUGGAAGAGGCAAACCGGGAGAAGAGGAGAACAGGAGAAAGAUGAGCAUUGAGGACGUGAGGGAGAACGGUAUUCCACAAGGAAUCUCGCAGGGAUUGUGGGAAGUCAGGGGCUACCAGCAGCUUCAGGGUGAUACCCAUGUUCCUUUCUGUCUGUUUGCUGAGAAUGUAGUCUUAGCGACAGGCGCAUCCGAUUCUCCGGCUCGUCUGGCUGUGGAAGGGGAGGAUCUUCCCUACGUGUUCCACAGUGUGCGAGAUCUUGGUGUUGCCGUCAACCGCCACGGUAAACUGGGACCUGCUUCUGACCCGGUUCUGGUGGUGGGGGCAGGCCUUAGCGCAGCUGACGCUGUGCUGUGCGCCUGCAACCACAGCAUCUCUGUGCUGCACGUCUUUCGCAAAAGAAGCGACGACCCGAGUCUCAUCUUCAAACAGCUGCCAAAGACGCUGUACCCCGAGUACCACAGAGUCUACCACAUGAUGUGCUCUCAGACCUACGCCACAUCGCCCAUCGCCAACAACUGCAGCGCCAGUCAAGCAGUCCCUAGUAGCGCUUCCUCUGUACUGUUCCCAGACUACACCAGCUUCCCAGAGCACUGUGUGCUCUCUUUCCAGCCCGACAUGCGCUGCGUUCUGAGGGGAUCCAAUGGCGUUCUGAAAGCCUUCAAAGUGUCGAUGGUGCUCGUUCUGAUCGGGACAUAUCCCAAUCUGUUCUUCCUGAAGGAGCAAGGUCAGUACCUGGGCUUGGACCCCAGCAGACCCAUCUCUUGCAGGCAGAACCCUGUGGACAUAAACCCCUACACCUUCGAGUGCAGCGCCGAGCCCGGCCUCUUCGCCAUGGGUCCCCUAGUGGGGGACAAUUUCGUGCGCUUCCUGAAGGGCGGCGCUCUGGGGAUUGCCAGCUGCCUUCUCAAGAGACAGAAACAGAUGAAGAAGAAAGGGAAACUGAUCGCCGACGCAGGAGAGUGUGGGAGAGUCGGGCGAGGGGACGGCAGAGGCAGUGGGGGGUUUGUCUGAGAAAUCGUCUUAAUAAAAAAAUUCUGGGGGUUGCUUUUGCAGAAAAGAAGGAAGUAAGAGCAGAUUAUUUUUCCAUGUAUGCAGUGGAUACAUAUAUUUUUAACUCUACAGCUUUCUUACUGUUUUUAAAUGAUAGAAGAUAAGAUAGAUGAAUAUAAACAGUGUCUUUUUCCUGCUGUCUUUUUCUCUCUGUCUUACGAAAAAGGAAAACACAGGAUGCAGGAGCAAUGUGCCAAUAUUUCAUCCUUCAUAUUUCAUCAUAUAUAUUUCAUCUACAAAUGAGUAGGGAGUUGUUUUUUCAUGAUGUUGCACAUAUUGUAAAUUGCCUUAUUUUUACAUUGUUACAUGUUAAGAUAGUGUCUUGAUUUUGGACCUCGCCCAUUCCAUUUUCAGCGUGAAUUUAACUGCACUAUAAUGGUGCAAAAGAGAGAGCAAAGUGUCUUAAACACUAAAACAGGAGAGUCAAACCUGUCCACAUUGGACCAAGCAGGAGCACGUCAUCAAUGGGUCGAAAUAUGGCUGCAUAAGCAAUAGGGUAAAAAUAUUGAAUUGCGAUAUUUUUACAAUACACAAUAUGUAUCGUUAUAUUUUCAUACACAGAAUAAAAUGAAUUAGUAGUGUAAACAGUGAUUUUUUUUAAUACAAAAUUGGCUGCACUUAAUCCAAUUAAACAUGGCUAAUAACAAUUUCUGUAAUAAAUAGUGCCGCAAAUAUAAAAUAACUUCAUAUUGCCAAGCUCUAGAUUGAAAAUUGACCAACUGACUGAACAGGUCAGCCACUGCAGUGUGUACAGGUUUGGCACCCCUGCACAAGAGGACAAUAGAGUGGCUGAUGCAGGUGCAUUUUAAAAAAAAUUAAACAUCUUUAAAAAGUUGUGAAACUCAUAUAUUGUAUAGAUGUAUUACACACAGAGUGAUCUAUGUUAAGUGUUUAUAUCUUUGAUUGAUGAUAUUUAUGGCUUACAGCCAAUGAAAACCCAAAAAUCAGUGUCUCAGAAAAUUAGAAUAUUAUAUAGAGCAAUUCUGGUCAUUUUGGCAGUGUGCCAAGUCCUGCUGGAAAAUGAAAUCCCAUUUCAAAUCUCCAUAAAUGUUGUCAGUAGCAGAGGGAAGCAUGAAGUGCUGUAGGAUUCUGUGGGAAAACAAAACUGCACUGACUUUAGACUUGAUAAUAAAACACAAGUUUGAUGGAGAUGUGGAUUUCAUUUUCCAGCAGGACUUGGCACACUACCCACACUGCCAAACGUACUAAUUGGUCUUAUAUAAUAUUCUAAUCUUAUCUAAUCUAAUCAACAAUAAAAGAAACAAACUCUUAAUAUAGAUCUCUCUGUGUUUAAUACAUCUAUAUAAUAUAUAAGUUUCAUAUUUUGAACUGAAUUACUGAAAUAAAGUUACUUUUCAAUGAUAUUCUAUUUUUUUGAGAUGCACCUGUAUGUAAAACAUGUAUUAUUAUUACUGUUACCUUUUUCCAGAUUAAAGCCCUGCAAAAGAUUCAAGAACUACAAAGAUACGCACAAUUAAAAUGUUUAGCAAGGCGAAGGUAGCAAACACUUUUUUAAGAUAUUAUGGAGCCACUCAUCACUUAUGUCCUUGCCUUGGGCCCAAGUUCUUAACCUUCAGACUGUCCUCCUCUUCUCAGAUCCCAGUUUUUAAGAAUAGCUGACCCCGAAAAAUAAUGGGACAUGUUGAAAAAUGACGGCGUCGUGAGCCCACAGUGCACAGCUGUUCUCUGCUCACACUCAUUUCACUAGAAACAGAAGACUGACCAGUCUGAAAUAGUGUAGUAUUCUGUAGGAUUUACAGUGAGUAGCAUGCAAACGUUCUGCACUUUUCUUUUCCUUCUCUGAACUUUGAACUGUGGUUGACAGGACUGGGUUCCGAAAUGCAUCAGACCUGAUUAUAUUUGCUUAAUAAACCAGAUUAAUUUUCUUUUUAUAAACCUGAACUUUUUAACAACUGAAAUGUUAACAGAUGCCACAGAUCCCUCAGAACAUCUUUACUCAAAAAUAACUUUUAAUAAGUAUUUUUCGCACUAUAGGGUGAAACUAUCAAUAAAUGUCUAUUUUGUGGUCUAUUUUCAUACAUAAGGCACAUUUUAUGCCACUCUAGUAAGUUAACUAGUAUUAGAAACAGGGGUGUCGCCAAGUUUUCCUUUUAAUUCAGCUAAAGCUAAGCUAACAUAAGUAAACAAAACUGUAAUGCUUAAAAAACAUUUUAGAUGAGUCAGACAAGUUAAACGAGUGCUGGAUGUUAAUCUACACAGAUUUCUCUCCUGAAAACUGUUUAUUUGGGUGAGUAAAGCGCUUCAGUUUAUUUACAGUAAGUUUAGAUUUAAAGCAGGAGCAUUAGCAUUAGCAGCUAACCGCUAGCGGCUAGUGGUUAGCAGCUAAUCCCACCUGAUAGCACUACACUGAGCAGUACUGUAUGUUCUGGUAAGCCAGGGCAAUAUUAGCUAGCGUAGCUUGUUUUACCAUGGUUAACAUGCAAAAUACAGUCAAAUAUAACUUACUCACCUCUGAAUAGCCAAAGAGUUAUCGCUCCGCACGGAUAGCGGCUAAGGCUAAAACUGCUCCAGCAGUGCUAGCCAGGGUUAGCAGCAGGGUACAAGUUGAUAAUACUCACCUCUGGAUGGCUAAAGAGCUAGCGUUUAUCGCGGUUAGCAGCUAAUGCUAAUAUUGCUGGAGUACUAAACUGAAACUCCUGCAUAACUCUGUAUUUCAGUGGAGUGGCUUUACUGCUCCUUAAAACCUGACUGGUAAAAUUCAUACAUAAGGAGCACUGACUGAUUUUUGGGAAAAUGAAAUUAUUUUAAGCGUGCCUUAUAGUGCAAAAAAGAUAAUGAUAAGAAGACACACCCAGUAUGCAAAUGGAACCAGAAGCCAUGUCGUAUCCGUUAAAUGUUUCAGUCGUUAAAAGUCUGAGAGAUAUAUUAUUAAAUUAUUAAAUGUAUUAAAUAGUAUUAAAAGGUAUAAACAUCUCUUAGUUGUGUAUUCAGUUGGCUUAUUGAGUGCAUUUCUAAGUAAAUUGCUAAGUAUUCUGUACAAUUUUUAUUUUUCAAAGAUGGGAGAACAAAAGUAUUUAGCAUCAACUUACUUUAAAAAGUUAAUGCACUAAGAGCUGCCACUACGAUCAGGAGAUCGCCAGUUCGAAUCCUGUUUAUGCAGCUUGCCAUCAGCUGCCGGAGCCCUGAGAGAGCACGAUUGGCCUUGCUGUCUCUCUGGGUGGGUACAGUAGAUGGCACUCUUUUUUUCCCCUCAUCACUCAUAGGGUGAUGUGGAUCAGCACAAGGCUGCAUCUGUGAGCUGAUGUAUCAGAACCGAGUCACUGCGCUUUUCUUCGAGCGUUAGCACUGUGAUGAGUUGGAAAAAAGGUGGAGUCUGACUUCACGUGUUGCAUCACUAGUGAUAGGGGGAGUCCUAAUGAUUGGGUUGGGUAAUUGGUCUUAUAAAUUUGGGAGAAAAUGGGAUAAAAAAAAUUAGAAAUGCAAAAUGUUGCCCUAAUUUUUUUUUACAUAAAUCCAACAAAUCUUUUUGUUUUUUCAGUGUAGGAAAAAAAAUGGAUGUCAUUGGAAGCUGAGUUUACUGAGCUCAACCGGCCUGAACUGGUGAGACUGUCUUUUUUUCCCAGACGCUGCCAGUUCAGUGGGAGGUACAGUAAGAUAAAUUCCUGUCGUUUCAGAGGUGUAGAGCGCACUGAUUGAGCCAAGGCAAGAACAAAGGAGGAGGCUGUGCGCUCAGUGAACUGAAAAUGAUGCACAGGAUUUCAGUAAUGAGCUUUUCUAGUGCUUGUCUGCAAUCUUCCCUGACUCAAAAGACCAACAAUCACGCACACAUAGCAAACCGCAAUGUCCGUGCUCUCCAGAAGUGCUGAUAUUUUAAGCACUGAUAAGAAAUUUCUAUGCAAAGUGUAAAAAAAAUAAUAA